Messenger RNA from Micromonas pusilla CCMP1545, 3271 nucleotides. RefSeq lists its product as uncharacterized. The record is from RefSeq and is a predicted model, not a curated record. The transcript has a single exon. The coding region runs from base 1 to 2550 and encodes 849 amino acids. Lineage: Eukaryota; Viridiplantae; Chlorophyta; Mamiellophyceae; Mamiellales; Mamiellaceae.
AUGGGCGGCGGCAAGACGGUGGGGUGCUGCUCGAGCAAGACGAACUCGCCCGAGGGAGACCCGAGGUCGGAUACGAUCGAACCGGACGAGGAUUCGGUUCGACGAAAAGGCUUCGAGCGCGACUCGUUUCGCGCCCUCUCGGGCGCGGACGCUUCGCCGCUCUCUUCCCCGCCGAGUAGUCCACCCCGGAGUCCUCCGCGUAGCCCUACUUCUAGCCUUAGAACGAGCUCGGAUGUGGAAAGCCCCGGCGGCAGGAUGAAGUCCGCGAGCGCGAAAGCGAGAGCCGCGGGCGCGUUCGCGAGCCUCUCGGACCACGACCGCGCGAGCGUUCCUUCCUCGCGCGAAGGCAGCAUCGCGGGGGCUUCCCCGCUCGCGUCCCCGCUCGCGUCCCCGCCUCCGAGCCCCGCGCGCAGCGUGGACAGCGCCGCCGCGAUCGCCGCGCUGAAGUCCGCGAGCGGCAAGAAGAAAUCAGCGGGCAUAAAGGCGAGGGCGCUCGCGCUGUUGGGGCGAAGUAAGAAGACGAUCCUCGUCGACGAGCCGCCCCCGCCGGAGCCGGAGCCGGAAACGCGGGAACCCGACCCGCGUGAUUCCUUCGCUCACGACGCGCGAGCUUCCGCCAGCACGUAUCCUCCGGAUUUCAUGGUCGUGCCCGCCGCGCUCGGCGGCGCCGCUUUCGCCGGCGAGCUCCUGUCCUUGCGCGCGGCGCUGAGCGAAAAGGAGUUGGAAACGUUGGAGCUCCGCAGGGCGCACGCGGACGCCGCGGAGCGAACGUCGGAGGCGAGGCGAGAGAGCAGAAAGUCCGCGAGCGCGCGCGUGGACGCGAUGAAGCACAUGCACGCGGCGAUGUCGGCGCGAGACGACGCGCUCGCGGCGGCGAAGGACGCGACGCAGAGAUCGGAGAGGUUACGAGCAGAGCUCGUCGCCGCGAGGAAAGGCGCGAGGGCGGCGAAAGACGCGGCGGAGAGAUACAAACUCGAGCUCGACGAGACGCGGACGCGCGUGAGGGACGCGGAGAGACUGAGCGCGGAGCUGAAGUCCGCGCGCGGGGCGGCGACGGCGAACAGACUCGCCGCUCUGGAACACAGGAGGAAUUACGAACUCGCGAUCGAACGCGCGACGAACGCGGAGAAGGCGGCGGCGCGAGCGAAAAAUGACGCGGCGAUCGCGCGGAACGAACGAAACGUCGCGCGGUGCUCGUCCGUGGACAAAGACAGCUCCGAGUCGACGCGCUUGAAGGGCGAGCUCGAUGCACUUCGCAAGGAGAUGGAGGACGUUCGCGAGAAAGCCGCGCGGGCGACGGCGAGGGCGGAAUGCGAAGCGACCGCGGCGAGGGUCGCGCGCGACAAGGCGCGAGAAGACGCCGAGAGGGCGGCGGCGGAUGAAAACGCGCGCGCCGCCGCCGCCGCGGCGAGCGCGGAGGCGCAGUCGGACAUCGAUAAAGUGCGUGCGGACGCGCAGUCGGUCAUCGGUAAAGUGCGCGCCGACGCUGACGCUGCCAUCGCGAAAGCGAACGCGGAGAAGGAAAAGGUGGAGGCGGAGGCGCGAGAACGCGCGGAGGUGUCGCGGACGGCGCAGUCGAAAAUCGCGGAUCUCGCGCGCGCGCAAGACGUCCUGAAAGUUCGAACGGAGCAGCUUUUGGAGCGCGUGGAGGAGACGAAACGACACGCGCAGUCGCGUGCGGCCGCGGCCGCGCGUCACAAGGCGACCGCGCGCGACCUUCGUCGGCAGCUCGACGAAUCCGAGACGCGGCUUCGAGCGGCGAAGACGCACAUGGAAGCGGACGCGCGCAGGGAAGCGGAGCGAGAACUGAGGGAGAUCAGCGCGAACGUCGGGGUGAUCGCGAGCGCGUCGCCUUCGCCUUCGCCUCGACCCGCGUCGCCGCCCCCGCGGCCGCCGCAGUCGCCGGUUACAGACGCAGCAUCGCCGUCGGUGGCGAUGACGACAGUGCACGAGGUGGACGAGAAGCAUCGAGACGCGGGGGGGAGGGCGUUCGCGAGGGACGCGCUCGACGCCACGGACGCGGGCGUCGUCGAGGAAGCGACUGCGGUGCUCUCCGCCGCGCUUAGGCGGUGCGUCGAAGCUAACGUGGACUCGGGUGCGGACGUGUUUAAGCAGUGGAUGAUCACCGGGAACGACGAUGACGCCAGCGCCGCGUCCGCGCUGCUCGCGGUCGCGCACUGCGCCGCGGGGGCUCUCGUGACCGCGAGCGCAAAGGCUGAGGAGUUCGAAGACGCGCUCGCGGCGUGCGAGAGCGAGAGGGACGCGUUGACAGCCGCGGCGGCGGGUUGGGAAGACGCGGCGGUCAAGGCGGAUGCCGCCUGCGUGGCUUCUCGACAGGAGUUGCGAGUAGUACGCGCGACCGCGGCUGCGGCGGACGAACGCGCGGAUAUGGGCGGAACAGAGCUGCGAGCGACGCAACGGCAACUCCGCGACGCGGAGGAGCAAAUCGCGAAGCUGGACGAAGUUCUGCGGCGGAUGCACGCGAGAAGUUUAGGUCCAGGGUCCGCGCGGGACGAGAGUGGAGAGCGCGUCGUUCGAAGAGCGAGAUGAUGAGCGUGCACAUUGCUGCUAGUUCUUUCACAAUCGCCCCGUGUUAACUAUUCGUUCACUUGUCGGCGGCGGCGGCGGCGCGUAAUUCGUUCACCCGGACAACCCGGUGUUCUUCUCUGAGCUCCUGUUCGAAUGAGAAGACGGAUCGAGUUCGUGGAGAGCACCGGUGAUGGUAGCCCAGUUUGGGUCCGUCCGAACCACCGGCUCAGGCUGAGUCGCCUCGACUACUUCUUCGUCAUCUUCGUCCUCUGACGACUCGUCGAGGAAGUAUCUCUUUCGCUUCGCCGCCGAGACGUGUUUCACCGCGCCGGCGGUUUCGGAUACGCCUUGCUGAUGGGGUGGCUUCGGUGGAGACGCCACCGGCACGACUGGCGUGUCCUCCGACUCGUCCCGCACGACAAUCGCCGCGUCGUCUUUAACCUCAGCCUCCUCUUCAUCCUCAUAAGUCUCGGGGACGUGCUUAGUGAACGUCUUUAUCUCGUCCAAGUCCUCGUGCGCCUCUUCCUCGUCCUUCGCGCCGCUGAGUUCUACCACCUCCCGACGAGCCGGCUCCUCUUUCUUCUUGGCGCCGUAAAAAUCUGCGGCGCUCGCGCCGCCUCCCACCUCUGCUCGCCCGAGCUUAUUCCCUUGCCCACUGAACCACCGACGUUCUUCUUUGUUGGCAACCAUCUCGACAGCCGCUCGCUCAAAUCCCUUCGACUCCCGUUCCUUUUUCAGCUUU